This is a messenger RNA of Grammomys surdaster, 1358 nucleotides long. It is a transcript of the gene C1ql4, whose product is annotated as complement C1q like 4. The transcript has 2 exons. The record is from RefSeq and is a predicted model, not a curated record. The coding region runs from base 84 to 800 and encodes 238 amino acids. Gene Ontology annotation, molecular function: protein binding. Lineage: Eukaryota; Metazoa; Chordata; Mammalia; Rodentia; Muridae.
AAAGUGAAGAGGAUUUGCUGGCCCUGGCCGCGUCACGGCUGAGCCGCCGCAAGCGGGUGGCGGGCGCAGCCGUCGGGGUGGCCAUGGUGCUGCUGCUGCUGGUAGCCAUCCCGCUACUGGUGCACAGCUCUCGCGGACCAACACACUAUGAGAUGCUAGGUCGCUGUCGCAUGGUGUGUGACCCCCAUGCAUCCCGAGGCCAAGGCCCCGACGGCGCGCCCGCCUCUGUGCCUCCCUUACCUCCAGGUGCCAAGGGAGAGGUGGGGCGGCGAGGGAAGGCAGGCCUGCGGGGGCCACCAGGACCCCCAGGUCCCAGAGGGCCUCCUGGAGAGCCAGGCAGGCCAGGUCCCCCAGGUCCUCCUGGCCCAGGCCCUGGAGGGGCAGCGCCCCCUGCCGGCUAUGUACCCCGAAUUGCCUUCUACGCGGGUCUAAGGCGGCCUCACGAGGGUUAUGAAGUGUUGCGCUUUGACGACGUGGUGACCAACGUAGGCAACGCUUACGAGGCAGCCAGCGGCAAGUUCACCUGUCCCAUGCCAGGCGUCUACUUCUUCGCUUACCAUGUGCUCAUGCGCGGAGGUGACGGUACCAGCAUGUGGGCCGAUCUGAUGAAGAAUGGACAGGUCCGGGCCAGCGCCAUCGCUCAGGAUGCAGAUCAGAACUACGACUAUGCCAGCAACAGCGUCAUUCUGCACCUAGAUGUGGGUGACGAGGUCUUCAUCAAGUUGGACGGUGGGAAGGUGCACGGCGGUAACACUAACAAGUACAGCACCUUCUCGGGAUUCAUCAUCUACCCGGACUGAGCCCAGCACCUUUUCCUACUCUCAUGUUCCUUCGCCCGCGCCCUCGACCCUUCGUUCUAAUCCAGACCCAUCUCCGCUAGCCCUAUCCAAGGCCCCAUCCUCAGAGCCUGCGGACUCGCCCGCUCCCCAGGCCACCUAAAUGGGGGCGAUUGGAUUCUUGGGCUUAAGGAUUUUAAGUGGCUAGGGGAGUCUAGAGAUGGGAAAGCCAGGAUGAAGAGAACCGCUUAGGGAGGGACUAUCGUGUGAUCCAAUGAAACGGGUCAGAGAGACUUGUGUGUGGCCCUCCCUUCUGCCUGGAGCUGGGGGAAGCUUCUCUAAUGGAAAUCAAAGUCUCACAGGGAAAAGGGGACGUCCUGACAGCUUGGGAGGAAAGGGCGGAAGCAGAAGGAACCUGUCUAGGUGAGAAGAGACUCUGGCAGGUUAGAUAGGAACCUCAGUAGCCACUUUCUUUCCCUUCCCCUCCCCCAUCUCCAUUUUUCUGGCUCCAACCACAGGCAGCUUUCCUGUGAACUGAAGGACUUCCUAGCAUUAAGAACUCAUUUUGUACAGUUCCCAUUC